This is a messenger RNA of Eimeria maxima, 993 nucleotides long. RefSeq lists its product as hypothetical. The record is from RefSeq and is a predicted model, not a curated record. The coding region runs from base 1 to 993 and encodes 330 amino acids. NCBI's taxonomy places the organism in Eukaryota, Apicomplexa, Conoidasida, Eucoccidiorida, Eimeriidae. The transcript has 2 exons.
AUGCAGCUGUCGGAUACACACCGCGAAUGCGAGAACUCCAGGUGGCGUACUCAGGUCGCUACUGCUCACCGGUGGUCUGUGUCCUCUUCCGCGUUCCCCAUAGACCCGUAUAAUGCCGAAGCUGGUGUUGCUUUGCCGUUACCUACCAGUGACACGAGUUCUCCUGUUCACAAUCCAACAGCUGCAGAUGAGCAAGUAAAGACCUUCGAGUGUCACAGUCAGCGGUUUUCGGAUAGGCUAAGCUUCCCUCGAGAUGACAAGGGGCGCGUUUAUCAAGGUGGUGCUGCUUUCGCUCCCAACCACGCAUGGAACCAUUCGGGUAGUGGUGUACGAAGCUCCACUUCUCAGCUUGCUAAGGCCCCUGACAGUAACGAAAGUCAAGGAUCUACAAUAACGCUUGAGGAGAGUUUGAACACAACCGCUUGUACUGUUACUCCUCGGCCUUCUAUUGGUCAAAUAGACCAAGACAUAGACCAGUCCAACGGGGAUAUUGCUCAUAUGCCUCAUACUUCAAGUAGAUCACUGACUGGCUGCGAGCUGUUCCCCGAGACGCAUAAUGAUUUGCAGAUCGAAUACAAGAUGUACUUGAAACGACGGCUGGAGGCAGUUAUCCGUGGAGUUUGGAACUGGCGUUCUGAGUCAGUGAAAGACUUUUCAGAACAUCAUGAGAAGCCUUUUUCGGCUGAAGUUGCACAAAAUGCAAUGUUGAAUGGGUUCACGCCUUACGUUCUGAUGCACUAUGCAUCCACUACAGGAGUAGAGGAAAGUCUGAAACCAUUGGAUAUGUCUGUUCCCGGCAAAAGAAACAUUCCUUUUUGCGGUUUCUCGCAGGAGUUUGUAGAUUCCUUGUGCAGCGGCAUAGGUCACGGCAUGAUGUACUAUUCAGUGAUUCCAGGUAGUGUAUUUCCAAUUCAUUGCGAACAAGGUGGUCUCGGGGCAUUCAAUUUGAUUGUUGGAGCUCUAAUGUCCUACACUGAGCAUUUGUUCCCUUGA